UUUAGAAUUGAGAAAGCAUAGAAAGAAAAAUGAGGAGGGAGGAGAUCAGUAAUAAUAAUAAUAAGCAGCAUUUCAACCACAAGCACAUCUUGACACACCUCCAGAUCGACGAAGUAGUCGAAGAAACCAGAUGCAAUGCGUGCGGAUGUGAUGUGGACUGCGAUUCGGGCUUGGACGACAAGCAAUUAUACGGGUGCACAGACUGCAAAUACUUCCUCCAUGAGAAAUGCGCAGAAGCUCCUCGGUCCAUUGAGCACCGAUCCCAUCCCUCGCAUCGCCUUACCCUCCAUGCAGCUCCAACCUAUUCGAACCAAAGCUUCAUCUGCAACGCCUGUGGACACGUAGGUGACGGCUUUUGUUACAGCUGUGCGCAUUGUUCGUUUGAUCUUCACAUUUUCUGCUCGGCUUGGCCUCAUACUACCUUAGUAGAAGAGGAACAUCCGCAUGAACUCCAACUUGUUUUUGAACAAGAGAAACUAUUAACUCCUGAUAUGAUCUCCAUUUGCUCCUUAUGUGAUGCCGUGAAUACCGAAUGUCGUUGGAUUUAUUAUUGUGAAACGUGCAAUUUUGGAUUCCAUUUACAUUGCAAGAUGUCAAAAGUACUUAAAGAAGAUGAAGAAGAAACAAAAGAAGAAACUGUUCGAGAAAUAAACGAAGCUAACUCCAGAGCAAAGACGACCAGACAAGAAUUAGAACAUGCCAUCUUAGAAUCUCUCGAUCAGGGGAAUGGCUCGCGUUGCCCAAAAGUUGGUCGUCGACCUUCUUAA
This is a messenger RNA of Erythranthe guttata (spotted monkey flower), 767 nucleotides long. The record is from RefSeq and is a predicted model, not a curated record. NCBI's taxonomy places the organism in Eukaryota, Viridiplantae, Streptophyta, Magnoliopsida, Lamiales, Phrymaceae.